AUGAAGAGGCGUUCUGCCCUUUACAUCGCCAACUUCUUAGUGCCCAUCCUGUUCUUCUUCUGUCUGGACUUGGCCUCCUUCUUGAUGUCAGACAGCAGGGGCGAGAAGGUCAGCUUCAAGGUCACUGUGCUGCUCGCUGUCACUGUGAUGCAGCUUAUUCUCAACGACAUUCUGCCUUCCUCCUCAGACAGGAUACCGCUUAUAGUCUUCUGCAUUGGGAUGUUUGGUUUGAUAAUGGUCAGCCUUCUGGAGACGAUUUUGGUGAUGUAUCUGAUUGAGAAAGACUCUGCAUCUGAAGAAAACAACGCAGAUAAAGGCCUGAGUAAGGACUGUGGAGACAAACAGGGAAACUAUGAUGGUUCUUCAAACCUGUGGAUUUCCACGCAAUCUAUCAUGUGA
Trematomus bernacchii (emerald rockcod) is the source of this 399-nucleotide messenger RNA. RefSeq names its product 5-hydroxytryptamine receptor 3A-like. The record is from RefSeq and is a predicted model, not a curated record. The coding region runs from base 1 to 399 and encodes 132 amino acids. The transcript is spliced from 3 exons. Gene Ontology annotation, molecular function: monoatomic ion channel activity; neurotransmitter receptor activity; transmembrane signaling receptor activity. Gene Ontology annotation, biological process: signal transduction; monoatomic ion transmembrane transport; nervous system process. NCBI's taxonomy places the organism in Eukaryota, Metazoa, Chordata, Actinopteri, Perciformes, Nototheniidae. Gene Ontology annotation, cellular component: membrane; synapse; neuron projection.